Molecule: messenger RNA, 1541 nt
Organism: Musca domestica (house fly)
Lineage: Eukaryota; Metazoa; Arthropoda; Insecta; Diptera; Muscidae
Gene: Cpr66D
Product: larval cuticle protein A3A
Exons: 4
Coding region: 314-1117 (267 amino acids)
Cellular component (GO): extracellular matrix
Source: RefSeq, a predicted model, not a curated record
GGUGCAACUAUAAAAGCUUGGACUGCAGUGUCAAACCAUUGCAGAUACCGUUGUUAGCGCUUUUAACGAGGACGUUUUUCUUAAAAAAAAACUCUUCGGCCGGAAACGAAAACAAAAUAAAAUAAACCCCCUCAAAUUCGAAUAACAAGAAAAACGCGUUUUGUGUAAUAGACCAAUUUACAUUCCGCUGCUGCUGUUUUUGUUGUUGUUGUGCAAAGAGUAUUAACCUUAUAAAGGAUUUGAGACAUAACUAGUUCAGUGAAAUAUCUCAAAAGUCAUAAAUUAAUCCAAAUUUUAAAAACAAAAAACAGAUAUGCGUACAUUUGUGAUAAUUGCUACUCUGGCCUUUGUGCUGGGCCAUGUUGGCGCCCAACAGCAUCAACAAAUCGAUCCUGCCUAUUUGCGUCAAUACUAUCAGCAGUUGCAGCAACAAACAGGAGCUGCUGGUGAUGCAACACCAAUUUACGAACAAAAUUCGGAACAAUCCCAGCAAUACAUAACUCCCGGCCAGCAGUUGCGUGUCAAGGAUAAUGUGCAAGAACAAGUACGCGCCUCCCAACAACAACAUCAGCAACAACAGGGGGGUUAUGUUGCUCCUGCCGUCAGAGAAUACUUGCAACAUCAGCCACAGCCUCAACAGAUCCAAUACCAAGCUCCACAACAGGUCUAUCGUCAACCCCAAGCCGUUGCUCCCGCACCCAGAAGGCCACAGGCUGUGCCCCAGCAAUAUCAGGCACCCAGACCCAAGGGCAAGGGCCAAAUCGAAGAAGAAGAGGAAUAUGAGGAUCAAAACUCUUCCUACCAAUUCGGUUUCGAUGUCAAGGAUGAUGAAUUCACAAACUAUCAAAAUCGCAAAGAGGUGCGCGAUGGCGGUGUAAUCAAGGGCAGUUACUCCGUAGUCGAUUCGGAUGGUUUCAUUCGUACCGUCAAGUAUACCGCCGAUCCCAAAGAAGGUUUCAAGGCUGAGGUUAUUCGUGAACCCACAGAUAUUGUUGUGAAAAUUCCCACUCCCCCACCACCACAACAACACCAGGGACUGCUGCGUCCCCAUGCCCAGUCGGUUAAGGCUCAGGACUAUAACUUGAAACAACAAUACCAGCCACAAUAUCAACAUUAAAUGGAGAGAAUCUACUAAAAUCCAUACUUCGUUCUAAAAAUUAGUAAAAGAAAAAAACAAAAACUUAUCGAACGAAUUUAGUUAGGAGCUGUUGGAAGGAGUUCCUAGAAAACUUAUAUUGUAUUUCAACAAUACUAUCAUAUUUUAUUUUUUUUUUAUUUAUUAGAAAUGUUUUAAUUGAUUGUUUUUAUAUAAAUUGUAUGUACCAUAUCAUCAUUUGUCUUCUGGAAACAUUUAUGUCAACUACAUUGUCAUUUAAUAUUUUUUUUAUUAUUUAAAUAAAAGCACUGACACAUCAACCAGCGUUGGCAGGUUGUGUGUCAGUGCUUUUGUGUUCAUAUUCAUAACUAUUUUUGUGUUUUUUUUUAUUUCAAUACUCAAAUUAUAAUUUUAAUAAACAAACGAAUUUCACAUAAUACCAUAA